AUGUUUACUAGAGAAGAACAUGUUGAUCUUUUAUUGAAUACACUUAAUGAAGCUGUCAUAAUGUUACUUGAUGCUUGUAAUGCUAAUCAAGCUCAAGAUGAAAUUCUAUCAUUAAAAAAAAUUGCUAAGAAUAAAAAUUCAAAUCAUAAACAACAACAAAAGACAAUUAAAAAAUGUUCGUUUUAUCACAAAAAACCUGUUGAUAAAACUAAAUAA
Rotaria sordida is the source of this 216-nucleotide messenger RNA. Lineage: Eukaryota; Metazoa; Rotifera; Eurotatoria; Philodinida; Philodinidae. The record is from the annotation of a GenBank genome assembly.